Messenger RNA from Haliotis rufescens (red abalone), 1338 nucleotides. Its product is annotated as E3 ubiquitin-protein ligase TRIM56-like. Gene Ontology annotation, cellular component: nucleoplasm; chromatin. Lineage: Eukaryota; Metazoa; Mollusca; Gastropoda; Lepetellida; Haliotidae. The record is from RefSeq and is a predicted model, not a curated record. Gene Ontology annotation, biological process: positive regulation of DNA-templated transcription. The coding region runs from base 415 to 1338 and encodes 307 amino acids. The transcript has 2 exons. Gene Ontology annotation, molecular function: zinc ion binding; ubiquitin-protein transferase activity.
AGCAGUUCACCUUUUAGUAUUUUUGUCCUUAUUUGGGGUUGUCAUUCAGUGAUGUGUUCUUUUAAUUGUCUCAGUUAAGUUAUUUUACCGUUUACACCCAAAGGAUCUGUUUCGGCGGAUAACCGAGACUGAAUAUUCUGUGACGGUGACGUUUUAUAUUAAAAAUCUACACUCCGCAUCGUGUUUCGACCUGUUCAAGUGGCUGUUCAAGGAAAGUGUGUCUUUCCUAGAAUUAUUGAAUUCGCGGGCAUAUAAGAAUUUAAGGAGGAUUUGCAUUCAUGUUAUUGUUGUUCUGCACAACACUACCAUCGUAGUUGUCACACACGUAGCUUCUACACUGUCAUUUGGAAACAAAAGAAACAGAUUCAUCCGCAGACGAGCGUUAUAUCGAGGGCAUAAUUGAAGGUGGCCACAAUGGCGAUGCUUGCCUCAACAGACAAAGUGUCCAAUGUGUUUUACUGUACCAACUGCAAGGAGAAGACACCAGAACCCGUUCCUCUAGCCUUUUACCACACAGUUUGCCGAAAGUGUCUUGAAGUCCAUCAAACAUUCAGCGUGGAUAAACACAUCUACUGUCCUGUGUGUGAAAAAAACACACAAUGCUCUGACGAAAUGGACAGUCUGCGAUCACUGUUAAAUACAUGUAUUGGUAGUGCCUCUCGUACGUUAGAAGACCCGUUACUUAAACCCGAGCCUGAAUAUUGCAGCGUUUGCUGCCUACACAACCAGCGCAAUGACGUGACCCACCAGUGUGUUGACUGUGGCGAUGUUCUGUGUGGUGUGUGUCAGGCAGGGCACCAAGCAUCAAGCGCCACAUACUCACACAAGGUCGUGGCCAUUAGAGAUGUGAAAACUGGGAAACAUGUUGUCGAGGCAAAGAAAAGAAGCUUUCCUUGUGGUGAUGCCAAUCAUAGGGGAUGGGCUUAUGCAUACUUCUGUCAGUCCUGUGUCAUUCCAAUUUGUGAGUUGUGUUUUUUAUUUCAACAUAAAGGUCAUGAGAUUCUUACCUUGGAUGAGGCUGCGCAGAACUGUGCAACGAAAUUGGAAGAGCGAUCACAAAAGCUUAGCACAUAUAUGACUGAAUCUGCAAUUCCUAAGUUGGAAAGGUUCAGGAACCUGGAGCGUGAUAUUUCUUCAAUACAAGACGCUGCGCUAAGAAGUAUCAGGAACAAGACACAGACAGCUGUGGAUAUAAUUCUAAAACAGAAGCAAGAAGCUGUAAAAAAGCUUUCAAAAUUAUGUGACAAGCAGCUUAAACUCACAAGUACGGUAAACACUUAUUUAGAGCAGAUGUCAAAUCUGUGCCCAAAACUGUUGUCUCUUACAAACUUAGUUUAA